Messenger RNA from Armigeres subalbatus, 6129 nucleotides. RefSeq names its product protein pangolin, isoforms A/H/I/S-like. Gene Ontology annotation, cellular component: beta-catenin-TCF complex; chromatin. Gene Ontology annotation, biological process: regulation of transcription by RNA polymerase II; canonical Wnt signaling pathway. The transcript is spliced from 2 exons. The record is from RefSeq and is a predicted model, not a curated record. Lineage: Eukaryota; Metazoa; Arthropoda; Insecta; Diptera; Culicidae. Gene Ontology annotation, molecular function: DNA-binding transcription factor activity, RNA polymerase II-specific; RNA polymerase II cis-regulatory region sequence-specific DNA binding. The coding region runs from base 1823 to 4087 and encodes 754 amino acids.
ACCAGCUCAUUCUCAGUUUGUUAACCGUAAAGAAAACAUUGCGACGCCGAACGACAACACAACACGCCGUGACUCGUAUUUCACCGAAGCCGACCCUUACGCGGAACCCGACAGGAUCAAGUGCCGAACGAGCCGAGCAGGUUGAGGCUACUUUGUCUUUGCGCAUUACUUAAGUAGCUUUUUCCAACGAUCGCUUUGAAAUUCGCUGAGAGAAAGCUUGCGCAAGCGCUGCUGCUCGGAAUGGUGGUCGCACCAUGCGAAAGCUUUCCAGUUUGACGUUUCUCCACUGUGGAGGGUGGCGAUAAGCGUUUGACUGUUUGCGUGAGAGGGUGGGCGUAGCACGAUUCAAAGCAAACAUACCGCACGAAGACGGAGAGAGACGUCUGUAGACAACGCAACCACAGGCAGUCAUUCACCGUCAGAAGAAGCAAACAGUUCACAAGGCACGAGGCUACGACGGAUCGCGCGUCGCUAUAUUGGAAUUUUAUUUUUCUUGCCCACUGAAUGCCGCCCGCCGUCACCGCUUGUCAGUGUUAACAGUGCUCUUGCGGGUUCAAUCGUGAGCGAAAUAUCGAAACCCGGCAGUGUGUGAUCAUCCGAUCAAAAACGGAAACUAGCUGAUCGAUGAACGGAAUGAUUGGCAAACGGAAACAUCAUCGGGUCAUAUCUCGUGGAGUGAGAAACAUUUUUCAAAAUCGCAAGAAUUUAUGAACUGUCAAACGGGAGUCGUCGUCUUCGUCGUCGCGAGUGACACAAAACAUAGCGCAUAUCGUGAGUAACAGAGAGAAUUCCAUCUGCGGAGAGAACGAGUGGGACAAAAUACACGGUUUUUAUCUGCCGUCGCUAAUAAGAAAGAAGUCGCGAAUUUUGACCGCCGAAGCUGUCAUCGUCACGCAUAAUUCAAUGAGCAAUCCGGAUUGAUAUGGAUCAAGGAAUGAAAAACAAGUGUCCAGUGUUUAGCCAGAGAGCAACUAUUCAAGUUGAAGGACAACCAACAUCAAAACCAUUGAAAUGAAUUCCAUUCCAGAAUUUUGACUCUUCAAAUCGAGCAAUAGCAGACACAAAAAAAAAGCUGGUGAAACAAGAGAAGAGGGCGAAGUAAUUUCAUUUUAACAAGAUUCCUGUUUCUUCGCUCUUCGUUGGCAGUGUGUUUCGCCUCCGCUUCGCGCUGCCUCAACAUACUACACUACUGUAAAAGUUUAUUCUGGUUUCCUCCGCCACCUCAACUUGUUCGUAUAUUCUUGGCCAGAGAGUCGAGCCUGAACGGGCUGGCUAGUGUCGACGGCAGUGUGCGCAGGUGUGUGUAUGUGUGGCAACUUGGAAGCGAAACCAACACAAAUCGGGCAGCGCAAGUUACCAGCUUCCAAGAAGUUCAAGAACUUGAGAACCACGACGAGUUAGUGGCAGCAGCAGCAGCAGCAAACAAGAACGCGAAAACUAGUACGGGCGUUUUGAGUUUUUUUUUCGACGACGCGCGAACAAUGAAUGAAUCGAGAAUUUUUGUGUUUGAAAAUUGAAUAAAAAUCGAAGAGCUAGUGUGAACCCUAAGUGCAUCGGAAUGUGCUGGAAUGAAUUCGUACACCGAUUUUCCAGUUUUAAGCAACGGAAAAAGCUAGACUCGUCCAAAGAGACGAAAACAAGUAAAGUGGGAGUUUGAUUACGGAAACCUAAAAGCAAUAGUGCAAUGUGAAACAUAGUUCAAAAUUGUUAUCGCAGUUCAUAGUUUCGGAAAGUAAACACAUAAAUUAAAGCCAAUUAGUGCCUUUCAAAGUGUGGCGCAAAGCGUGAAGAAACGAGUGUGGUUAAUGCAACUAUCGGGAAAAUGCCGCACAACAGUUCCACCGGUGAUGAACUCGGCAGCACGGACGAGGUCAAAGUUUUCAAAGAUGAAGGACGGGACGACGAAAAGUUGUCGGAGAAUCUGCUGGAGGAGAAGUCCAGUUUGAUUGAUUUGACUGAAAGUGAGGAGAAGACAGUUAAAAAUGGAACCAGUCGUCAUGAAGCGGGACCUGUUUAUGGGAAGUUACCGCACGGUCACCCAGGGUUCAAUAUGGGAUAUCUGGUUCCACCGUAUGCGUAUCCGAAUGGUGCUGCAGGCGGUCUCCCGGUUUCGAUGGCGAACAAAAUGGGACUGCCUCCUUUUUUCUGUCACAACGGAGAUCAUCUGUCAUCCCCUCCACCUGCCCAUUGCGGAAUUCUGCCGUACCAAUUGGAUCCGAAAACAAUGGGCCUCACACGACCACCUCUGUACAGUUUCCCCACUAGCCAGUAUCCUUAUCCAAUGUUGAGCCCAGAUAUGCCCUUAGUGGCAUCGUCAUGGCAUACACCAUCCAUGUAUAGUCCCGCGACAGGAUUCCGAAACCCAUAUCCGGCAUCGCUCCAGAUUUACACUUCACUACCAAGUGACUUUUAUCGGUACUCACCCAGCCUCCUCCCGUCGGUACAUUCCCAUCCGAUGCUAAACUCGCAUCCUGCCAUAAUAACUCCUGGUCCUAAACAGGAUAUACCCGGUCAAGACUCAUCCCGAUACGGGUCAGGGAGAUCUUCAAACCCACCCACGAUUAAGCAGGAAAGCGGUGAAGAAUCAUCUCAGGGUGGUCGAUUCUCAUCCAGUCAUGGUCGAUCUUCCCAUAGUCAUCACAAUCACUCACAUCACGAGCAGAGCAAUCACAGCAACAACAAUAACAACCAUCAUCAUCACAACAGCGGUAGCGGUCACCAUAGGCAAUCGCUGUCGGAAAAAGAGUUAGCAUUGGAGAAAAAGAAGAGUCACGUUAAGAAACCGUUGAAUGCCUUUAUGCUGUACAUGAAGGAAGAGCGGGCAAAAGUGGUAGCUCAAUGUACACUCAAAGAGUCGGCCGCAAUCAAUCAGAUACUGGGCCGGCAAUGGCAUUCACUUACUCGGGAACAACAAAGUGUGUACUAUGAUAAAGCCCGUCAAGAGCGACAACUCCACAUGGAACUUUAUCCGGGCUGGACGGCUCGAGACAACUAUGGAUAUGGUGCCAAAAAGAAGAAGAGGAAAAAGGAUCGAAGUCCUGCUGAUCCGGGUGGCAAUAGUAUGAAGAAAUGUCGAGCGAGGUACGGUUUGGAUCAACAGAAUCAGUGGUGUAAACCGUGCCGACGUAAGAAGAAAUGUAUUCGAUACAAGGAGAUGACGGAUAGUGAAGAGGGCAGGGAUCAGGGUUCUGAUGAUGCGAUCGGAAGUUGUGGUAGCAUAGACGAUUCCAAGAGCCCUGAGGACGAUAGAGAAUCGUUGAAUCAAUCGUUAUCGAGUCCACGAAGUAUGAGUGUGCUGUCAAGUUUGCAAUCCCCGUCAACGAGUAUAGCAUCACCGUUGAAUCUUCUUGCAAGUCCAGCAACACCAACCAACUACUACCAUCAUCACGACCAUCUGGGACUGGCCUCGAUAAUAGCGGCCCAACAUCAACAAGCCCUCCAGAACAGCACCAGUGACAAGUUGAACAACAUCAGCAGUGACAGUGGGUUAAGCUCACAGCUGAACAACAGCUACAGUAACAACUUUAGUCCGUACAGCAACCACCAUACGAUUCGAAAUAGUUCGAACCAGAACAGCAAUAGUACCAGCAAUAACCUCAGCUCGGUAGUGGCCAGUCCGCCGGGCCUUCUGAACGGUGGUACCAGUAGUAGCAAGAAUCAUCACAGCAGCUCCGGUAGCAAUAGUCUUCCUCCACAUCACCAUCAACCCCAUCCACCGGCAACGGGACCUCCUCCGAACGGAAGCAGUAGCAGCAAUAUCUCAGCAUUACAAAUUCCCCCGCAUCUUCAGCAGCUCAACCUGUCCAGUUCGUCACCACCCACAUCAAAUAACAACAACAACAGCACAUCACUGCCAACGAGUCAAAUCAAGGAAGAGCCCGGAUGUCUUCGGAACAGUCCCCCGAACUUCCUAUUGCACCACCAUCAUCAUCUAGCGGUGGCUGCGGCGGCAGCAGCUCAAAUGCACAAAAACAACGGAGAUCUCAGUCUGACGGGAGAUCUGUCUCACAGUUCCAGCAGUACGACGAACAACGACAGUGGCCGGAGCACCGGCAGCAGCCAAGCCAACAGCACUAGUGAUAGGUAGUUAACGCCCAACGGGCACGACAGGAGAUAAUUCGCAAAUGCAACGUAAAUUCACCGCAUCCAUAACAAAACGGCGUCGAGGGGAGUGGUGCAUGCCAAGUGUCAAUGUUCUAACUGUGAUCCACCGAGCGAGAACGCGAAAAUUGCAAUAAACGAAACGUUCAGGCUUACGGGAGCUCUGUAAAAGCAAGAAGAAGUGCGCCGUCCCUACUUAAUUGAUCAUUUUCGAGGCUAGUUUGGAAGCCCAUUAUUAUCGCAGUCAUUGUUUGCAUUGAACCUGAAAGCAGCAGCCAGUUAAACAGCGCACCACAGCAACCACAACAACGUGGCCACCACAAAACCAGGUGAUGAGAAGCGAAGAGUGAAGCGCAAACGAGCGACAGGAAAAGAAGGAGAAUGCUUAAUUUGACACAUUGUACCUCUGCGCAGUUCCCCCCCAACUCACGCAGAAGCAACCCCCUCGUUAUUCCUGCCACAGGUCUUCGUCGCCAUCGCCAGGUCCGUCCGCCACCGUCAUCGCCGCGCCCAAGUUCCGAGGGCUUUACGAAGUUAAUGGCAUUCAAAAUCGAAAAACACAGCAUCACUUAUUAAUCGUUUGUCCGUUGUUUAUGAGCAUGAUGAGCGAACGAGCGGAGAACGAGCCCGGCCAGCGAGUUAACCACGAGAGGAGUACGCGCAAACGGGAUGCGACCGGAGACGAAAAGGUUUUUUGUCUCCUCUUUAAUGGUUAAGUUUCUGUUUUCUUUUUAAACAUUCUUUUCAUCUCCUUUCUCAAAACAACAACAACAACAAAAAACGAAGAAAUUAAUGUGAGUGUGUGAAACGAUCAAUCUCCUUCUUGGAAAUGCAAGGCCCAAACAGAAGGGAGUACGCGUAGAAGAAGAGUAGGAAAAGGGAGAAGCAGCAAAAAUGACCAGAAGAAGAAUUGUUUGGAAACAAGUUUCGUUCAGAGUCAGAUAGGCAAGAGUGAGGUCAGGGUAAGAAUCAAAAAGUAUAAGAAGAAGCAAGAGAGAAAAUCAAUCAAGUGUGAUACAAAAGCAAUAAUAAUAACGAAGCGCAUGAAUAACAAGAAGAGUCGGAAGAAAAAGCACAAGCAAGCCAGCAAGCAGAUAAAUUAAAGGAAGAAUUAUGAAGUGAGUACACACUUUUCGAGCCCCAUCCGUCGUCGUCGUCGUCGUUGCCAUCGAUCGCCCCCUCUGGGACCCCAUCGCCGAUUGUGUGCGUGUCUGACGAUGUCUUUCGCGCCCGCGUAAGCAGCCCCAAUCUCCCGGUGCUGCGGAUAAUUGAGCCCAAUCCAGCUCCUCGAGAAAAAGCUGUGCUAUUCUUUUUUGUUUCUUGUUUUCGGAUCAUCGUGAUUGUGCACGGCGGGUUGUGUCCGUUGAUAACCUUUAUCGAAAGUGUGCGUGUGUCGUCAGUUUUUUUAGUUGAGUUCUGAGAAGCACCUCAAGAGCCAUCAUCACACUGUGGCGAGAAAACAAACCGUGAAACUCGACUCGAUUCGGCCGAAUUGAGGUGAGAAAUUACGUCGGAGAAACCGAGCAUUUGCUGCGCCUCGGAAGGGGCUUGUUAGAGAAAUCCGGCGAGUGAAGGUGGAGAAUGGUCGGUCGGUGGCGCGCAGGUUCCCGAGGUUUUCGGGGCUUUUUUUUGUUCGGCGAAGGUGAACAAACAAGUGCAUCUUAUGGAAUGGAAUUAGUGACCGGUAGCCGGUCGGAACGAGAAUGUAAUGCAAUUAUGAGGCCUUUAAACACUUGUUCAAGGAGUAAGCACCGAUAUGAGUAAGUUCUAGCAAAUCUCGUUGGGAUGUUAUGUUGAUGCGGGAGUUUUAUUAUAUUGAGCAAUUGACUGGCUGGUUCAGUGAGAAUGGUAGUUGUACAUAUUUAUAACAAAUUGGAGCGAUGUAUAAAAAGAACAAUGUGAUUAGAAUAUUUAAAAGAUGUGACACGAUAUAGAGUAUAAGACUUAUUGAAGAGUACAUAUCUGAGCUAAGCGAUAUUUGUAAUAAACAAUCUUUAUUAUUUUGACUGAAAUGAUCAAAACAAUCUA